GGAGAGCUGAGAGGAGAAUAGUUGUAAAUAGAGAGUGUCUUCUAGUUGUGUGCAACGUCGUAAUUGAUAUUAAUUAUGGAUCAUUAGGGAGAUUUUAAAACGAUUUGACGGGCUGAUGGUUGUUGAAAAGAUGGCUAAAGACGAAGGCGAUGAUCUUUUGCCAGACAAGGACGCGGCUAAGGGCUUCUACGCUAAAUACGAGCCGAAAGAAAUUUUGGGAAGAGGGAUUUCAUCUACUGUAAGAAGGUGCAUAGAGAAAGAAACUGGGGUACAGUAUGCAGCAAAAAUUAUUGACAUUAGCAAUGAGCCAAAUGAUGGUGCAGAUGACCACACUAUGAAGGAUGCAACUAUCCAAGAGAUACAUAUUCUUCGCAGAGUGGCUGGCCACUCGUAUAUAAUCGAACUGCACGACGUUUUUGAAUCAAGUACCUUCAUUUUCCUCAUUUUCGAACUCUGCAAGAAUGGAGAACUUUUUGACUACCUCACAUCGGUUGUAACGCUUUCUGAAAAAAAAACACGAUAUAUUAUGAGGCAGGUGCUAGAGGGUGUACAGCACAUUCAUAAUCAGAAUAUAGUUCACAGGGAUCUGAAACCUGAAAAUAUAUUACUAGAUGACAAUUUAAAUGUAAAAAUAACAGACUUCGGGUUUGCAAGAUGCUUAAAGCCAGGUGAAAAAUUGUUUGAUCUGUGCGGCACACCUGGAUAUCUUGCACCAGAAGUAUUAAAGUGCAACAUGUUCGAGAAUGCUGAGGGCUAUGAGUACGAAGUUGACAUUUGGGCUUGUGGCGUGAUCAUGUUUACCCUAUUGGUUGGUUGCCCACCAUUUUGGCAUAGGAAGCAAAUGAUUAUGCUUAGAAAUAUAAUGGAAGGAAAAUACUCAUUCACAUCUCCGGAGUGGGCUGAUAUAACAGAAGCUCCAAAAGAUCUGAUACGAAAAUUACUCGUCGUUGAUCCAAAGAAGAGGAUUUCAAUUAAAGAUGCAUUGGAGCACUCUUUCUUUCAAACAGUGUUAUGGGAUCAAGACAUUGCACCUCUAAAACGGUCUCUAUCCUCUAACUCUCGACGUCUCAGUCGGAUAUCCCAGUUAGCUUUGGAAUUAAAAGCAAGAUCGUUCAAUGCUCGGAAACGAUUUCAAUUGGCAAUUAUAUGCGUCAGAGCUGUGGUUCGUAUCAAAAGAUUACAUACUACUCCUGAGACCAUGUCUGCAAAUGUGGCUCGCACCGAUCCGUAUAGGAUCAAACUUUUGAGAAAGGUAAUCGAUGGCUGUGCAUUCAGAGUUUAUGGUCAUUGGGUAAAGAAAGGUGAAGGCCAGAAUCGAGCAGCGCUGUUUGAGAAUACACCAAAAACUGAACUGAAACAUCUCUACGUGACGAACCUCAGCAGAUAGCUGCCAAUUGCAUAGAAAAAUGCCUAGUUCAAUUCUUUUAUUUGAUAAGCCCAAGAAAGUGUUACAUUGUAUCAUUUUCUCUACCUUUAAAUAUGUUACAAUUUGUAUCCUAUUUUUUUCCUUCAUCGCAUUUUAGCCAAGACUUGGUUAAACUCGAUUGUUCUGUGAUUUCAAAUCUUAGAAAUUGUCGUAAUCAAUGACACACGAACUCUCAACUGUGUGAAAUAUAAUCUAGCACUGUUUGAAAUGAAAACAAAGUCAAUUCUUCACCAAAAAAGAUUUGACAAUUUUAAAUUAAGAAUAACUUUUUAAUUUAAAUUUACAAUCUUGGGGUAUCAGUGUUUGUACAGAAACCAAGGUACUCAGUAUAAAGUGGAAUCAUGGCGAUUCGCGUUGAUAUUAUUUAGUUAGAUAUUUCGUUAUAUAUGCAACAAAACUUGUUAAAUAUAAGUGAUGUUUACGUAACAUUAUAAAAGCGUUAUGAUCUGCACAAAAGAAAAAGACAAAAAAUGUAGCAAUGGCGUUUGCGGUCGUCUCUCUUUCAAUAUCCUAGCAAAAUACCACUAUUAAUUUCUGAUGGUACUAAUGUUUAAGCACAGCAGAAGCUAUUUCAAAAUAAUAUUGACAAAUAUCACAUGAUUGUA
This is a messenger RNA of Diprion similis, 2031 nucleotides long. RefSeq names its product phosphorylase b kinase gamma catalytic chain, skeletal muscle/heart isoform (gene PhKgamma). The transcript is spliced from 9 exons. The record is from RefSeq and is a predicted model, not a curated record. Gene Ontology annotation, molecular function: ATP binding; calmodulin binding; phosphorylase kinase activity. Gene Ontology annotation, biological process: glycogen biosynthetic process; protein phosphorylation. Gene Ontology annotation, cellular component: phosphorylase kinase complex. Bases 116 to 1387 code for a protein of 423 amino acids. NCBI's taxonomy places the organism in Eukaryota, Metazoa, Arthropoda, Insecta, Hymenoptera, Diprionidae.